Messenger RNA from Penicillium antarcticum, 3633 nucleotides. RefSeq lists its product as uncharacterized. The coding region runs from base 1 to 3633 and encodes 1210 amino acids. The record is from RefSeq and is a predicted model, not a curated record. Gene Ontology annotation, cellular component: RNA polymerase II, holoenzyme. NCBI's taxonomy places the organism in Eukaryota, Fungi, Ascomycota, Eurotiomycetes, Eurotiales, Aspergillaceae. Gene Ontology annotation, biological process: mRNA 3'-end processing. The transcript is spliced from 3 exons. Gene Ontology annotation, molecular function: RNA polymerase II complex binding.
AUGCGACCUUCUGAAGGCUGGUCCUUGUCCGCUGGAAGGGCCUUCUUGGCUCUGUCCUCAAUUAUACAGCUCACCUCUGGAGCCGUCAUAGGAAGCUCUAGCGGUAGAAGCUCCUCCGUUUCCACAUUUUCUCCAUCGACAUCUUCGAGUUUUAGGGCUAGCAGUGGACAAAACAAAAGCUCCAUUGACCCUUCUUCAAGCAGCCCCUCUUCAUCUGCACCCAAGCAAACAAAUUCUGCAGUCAUUAUUUCGAGCGGCGUUUCCUCUUAUGGAGUUGGGUCCAGUGCGUCCAACGUGAUUCCCACGUCAAGCUCCAAGCCAUUGAUUAGCACGGGAAGCGUUGCUCAAAACACGGAUAGCUUGGUGUCCUCGACUGUGCCAGCUUCUUCACAACCUACAAGCGCUCCACCAUCUACCUCAACUACGAUACCAGUUCGCAGCACCGGAAGUUCAUCUAUCAGCAGCAGCAUCCAGGGACCAUUUUUUUCGAGUACCACCCAACCUUCUAGCAUUCGAAUCUCAUCCCUCACCAGCAGCGUUCCGGGGUCUUCUUUAUCCAGCGCCGACCAGGCUUCUAGCAUUGGGAGCCCUGGAAGCUCAAACCAGAGUACCAGCAACAUCGUUUAUUCGUUCUCCGGUGCUUCACCUACAGCCAGCCCCAGUACUAGUCUCGGUGUUUUAUCAACUCCGCCCUCAGGCAGUGGUAGCAGCAAGAGUCUCGCUCCGUCCAGUGCAAACUCAGACAGCCCUUCCAUAGUAUCUUCCACGAUUGUUAAAUCAGGUAGCACUGUGGCAGUCUCGGUUAUUACUGGCGGCUCAGACUCAACCCCAAUUACUCUUCCGCCUGUCACAUCGACUAUCCAAAGCUCUGAAGCAACAUCAAGUGUGUCUUCAGUGUCCUCGGAUAUUGCUGGUUUGAUUCCAAUCAUCAAUUCUUGGAAGAACAACCCAGAUUAUCUCAAGACUGAGACCCUUGAUAAGGUCAAAGCAAUUCGAGGAGAAGUCGAGGGACUGAUUUCUGAUCUUGGUGGCUCAUCUUCCUCUUCCGGGUGUAACUCAAAGAAGAAGAGAGGAUUGUUUGGUUCCAUUGGAAAUAUCAUUACUUCAUUGACCUGCAUCGAUGAGGAUCUGGGCAAGGUCACAGACGACAUCAACACAAAGAACAUUGAUUCCAUUGACGACACGCUGGAUGAGCUCACAGAGAAUAACGACAACCUCACAGAGAACGACAAUGAAGACAACAGCGAGAGAAGCUCCAAUUCUGAUUCAUCAACCACGACCUCAUCCUCUUCAUGCACAGAUUUAUCGACUGCAUUCAAGGUGACCGUGAAGUGUGUACCUACGUCUUUUGUGACUGGGAGUUCCACUCUUCCUACCACAACUUGUACACCCUCAACAACUGUCACUACCGCUGGAUGCUCAGUUACCGGGCUGACAACCACCAUUUCAACCUCUGCUUCAGCAACUGGCACCCAAAUCCCGUGUGCUUCUGAUACAUGUGGCAAGUCAUGCCCAAUGAACAAAGGUCCUCUUAGUGGUGCUAGCAUGGGUGUGGUAGCAACCACAGAGAAUUGUGCAUUGAUCUCAACAAGUACAACUGCUACUUUGCCAACUGGAAGCUAUGGUAUUGCUGGGAGCAUUGGAGUAACAGCACCAACACAGUCUAGCUCUGCAUCCAAGAGAAGCCAGUCUAGCAGCCAUGAAAAUCACCUCGUGGAUCGCUCAUUAGUUGAACGUGCUCUUGCAGAUGUUUCGCCUCCCUACGCAGACUAUGUUAGGUCUCUGACGCCUGUCUGGGUCAGUCAGUCGGGUGAUGCAUCGGGUCAAUGGUUUGACUUCCCAACAUUUGGUCACUCGGCUGCUGGUGUAAAUGGUAUAUACGGCUGCACAGCGGUGAUCAUUGCAUCUGAGAAGGGUGUUUACAUAUCUCAUAUAUGGGAGAGUCCAGUGUUCAUUCAUGGUGAUUUCAGUCCAACCGAUGACAGUUACUUUGUAUCAACUGCUUUCAAUUCCCUACGGGAUGGUACUGCAUCUGCACAAAGUGUGACAGAUCUGAUUGGUUCCGAUCAGAGCCCGGGUGUUCUAAAUGCCAUCUACGCCCCCAAAGUGUUCGUACUCACGCCUUAUACUACAGACUUCGAUCGGCAAAUGUUCGGCAUCUCAACCAGGCUGAGGUAUCAAGACCGUGCCAAUGACCUCGCGCAACGAUUGGCAAAUGUCAUCCCCGGAUCUGGCGGACAAGGCAUUGUCAUGGGAUACACACGCACGAGUCAACAAGCAUCUACCCAGGAGCCAGGUGUCGCAGGAAGAGCUAUUCUUGAGGUCGACCCUUUCCAAACGUGGCUCACCACACCCAAUGAUCCAGGCUCUGCGGGUCUUCAAGUUGGUCGCUGGCGCCUGUGGGUAGAAGAUCAGUUGAUAACUUACCAAGACUUCUGGCUUCCCCACGCAGCAGCUCCUGCAGGAAGUUUCCAGAAACGUGAUGGUGGUUAUGCAAACCCCUGUAGCAGCUACACCAAUUCUUCCAGCUCUAGCUCAAGUAGCUAUGGAAUCAGUACCUCCCUAGCCUCUAGUGCAACUACUUUCCGGAGCUCCAUUUCUACCUCGCAUCCAUCAUCUUCCGAAAGGUCGUCAUCCUCAUCGGCGUUCCCAUCAGCCACAUCUUCAGCCCCAGGAAAUGUAUCAUCGGGAAUAGCUUCGUCAUCACCUUCAGGGUCAUCUUCCAUGCCCUCUUCAGAAGCAAGCUCUCCACCCACAUUAAAAUCAUCAUCAACAUCAAGCUCGUCAUCGGCACCAAGCUCAUCUGGACUGAGCUUCUCACAUGGAUCAAGUUCUUCAAUGCCUGUAUCAUCUACAGGACCAGCUUCAUCGGCAGCCCCAGCCUCAUCUUCAGGCAUAACCUCAGCCCCGAUCACAUCUACAUUAAGUCCGAGCUCAACCUCAACCUCCCAAAGCUCAUAUGUAUGUUUCAACCAAGGUGGCCCUAUGGUCGCAACUCCAUACUGUCAAUGUACUACAACAUCUGAUGGAGAAGGAUACUAUGCGACAGCUCCACUGAUUUCCGAUCACUGCACCGAUUAUACCACCUUCCCAUCAAGCAUCACACCAAAGUCAACUGUAACUCAAGCACCGACAACAGCAACCCCCGAGCCUAUUGUCAAGACUGAAGAUGGAAACAUCGUCUCCUACCCUUCGCGAACUCUUGAAUACGGAGAAGUCUAUGGCAAACAAUACACAUUCACAAAUGGCGCUGGAUCCCCUGUCACCUUAGAGACGGCGGCUCCAACUCAGACUGAUGUUAACAACAAGGGCUCGAGCCAAUGCUCCAGUGUUGAUGAUGCUUGCCAGCGUGCCUAUGAGCAGUUUGAGGAUGAUACUGUCUACAGUGGCUUUGCAUCCUAUACUGCCAAGAUCCAGAGUGGCAUGGUCAUGGUUGCGACCUUUGGCCAAGCUGGUUGUGUUGCCCAGUAUAAGUGUGAUGACUAUGGAUUUGGAAUGACCGGACGACAGAUCAAGGAUGCCAUCGAGUAUAUGAAGGACAAUGACGGCGUCAAGAAGUGUGGAACUACCUAUCUUUCUAACUCGUGCCAUGUCACACUGAACUACUGUACCAGUUGCAAGUCGCAACACUGA